Gambusia affinis (western mosquitofish) is the source of this 2297-nucleotide messenger RNA. RefSeq names its product histone acetyltransferase KAT7-like. Lineage: Eukaryota; Metazoa; Chordata; Actinopteri; Cyprinodontiformes; Poeciliidae. The coding region runs from base 125 to 2047 and encodes 640 amino acids. Gene Ontology annotation, molecular function: zinc ion binding; histone acetyltransferase activity. Gene Ontology annotation, biological process: regulation of DNA-templated transcription. The transcript is spliced from 15 exons. Gene Ontology annotation, cellular component: nucleus. The record is from RefSeq and is a predicted model, not a curated record.
GUGCGCUUCUUCCAGCCGAGUUGGUCCAUGUUAUGCUUUGGUGGCGUUUCUCGUUUGCAGCCUAUAUGGAAGCUUGAAUACUUUCCCCCAAAGUAAAGGAUAAGAUACUUCCACAGCUGAAGAUAUGCCACGGAAAAAGAGAACGGCAGGAAGCAGCUCGGAUGGAACAGAGGACUCAGAUUUUUCCGGCGACCUCGAACACGUCAGAGCUGCAGUAAGGGCGCGUCGACGCAGCAGCACGCGUCUGACUCGCGCAUCUCUGCGCCUCAGCCAGAGCUCACAAGAUAACUCCAGUUCGUUACGCAGCAGCUCCCCUGCUGCUGCUGCUGCUCACAGUGAGGGCCCCAAUUCCACAGCAGAGUCGGCCCCAGCAGCAGCAACAGCAGCGCCUGCCUCCGUCUUCUCCUCUGCACGCAGGAUCACACGUAGCCAGCAGGGGGCGGCAAACCCCAAAGCCAAAAGAUACCAUUUGCGUCAGAGCAGGUCGUCUGGCUCAGACACAGAAGCCAAUGCAGACGCAAAACAAGGAGCGGACCGGGACGAGACGCCCCCGCGGACCCCGACAGGCAACGCCCCAUCCUCGGAGUCAGAUAUUGACGUUUCCAGUCCGAGCAAUGACCAUGUGUCUUCUAACAACAAUAUUAUCGUUUCACAAGAGGAGGACGAGAGACUGGCGAAAGAGCUGUCGCUCAAAGAGGCCGCCGCCCACAACCUCUCCCAUCGACCCAAACGACGACGAUUCCACGAAAGCUACAAUUUUAACAUGAAGUGUCCGACCCCAGGAUGCAACUCCCUCGGUCAUCUAACAGGAAGACAUGAGAGACAUUUCUCCAUAUCAGGCUGCCCGCUGUACCAUAACCUCUCUGCUGAUGAAUGCAAGGGCAAGGCAACGACACGCGACAAGCAGUCCGAAGAAAGGGCGCUGUCGCAUCGGCAGGAUGAGAACAGACACUCCACAAGGCACCAGGCCCCCACAGAGGGACAGCAGCGCUACAAAGAUAAGGUGACAGAGCUGAGGAGGAAGAGGAACUCUGGCCUCAAUAAGGAGCAGAAGGAGAAAUAUACAGAACACCGACAGAGCCACGGGACGAGCCGGGAGCCGCUGCUGGAGAACAUCACCAGCGACUACGAUCUCGAGCUGUUCAGGAAAGCGCAGGCACGUGCCUCGGAGGACCUUGAGAAGCUCCGUCUGGCCGGCCAGGUGUCGGAGGGCAGCAACAUGAUCAAGACCAUCGUGUUCGGCCGCUUCGAGCUGGACACCUGGUACCACUCGCCGUACCCCGAGGAGUACGCCCGCCUGGGGAGGCUCUUCAUGUGUGAGUUCUGCCUCAAGUAUAUGAAGAGCCAGACCAUUCUGCGCAGGCACAUGGCCAAGUGCGUGUGGAAGCAUCCACCAGGUGACGAGAUCUACAGGAAGGGGAACAUCUCUGUCUUUGAGGUGGACGGAAAGAAGAACAAGAUUUACUGUCAGAACUUGUGUCUGCUAGCGAAACUCUUCCUGGACCACAAGACGCUGUAUUACGACGUGGAGCCGUUCCUCUUCUACGUCAUGACGGAAGCCGACAACACGGGAUGUCACCUAGUCGGCUAUUUCUCCAAGGAGAAGAACUCUUUCUUAAACUACAACGUGUCCUGCAUCCUCACCAUGCCGCAGUACAUGAGGCAAGGCUACGGAAAGAUGCUCAUUGACUUCAGCUACCUGUUGUCCAAGGUGGAGGAAAAGGUGGGCUCGCCUGAGCGCCCUCUGUCCGACCUGGGUCUGAUCAGCUACAGAAGUUACUGGAAAGAUGUUCUGCUGCGGUACCUCAACAGUUUUCAGGGAAAGGAGAUCUCCAUCAAAGAGAUCAGCCAGGAGACGGCAGUGAAUCCAGUGGACAUUGUCAGCACACUGCAGUCCCUUCAAAUGCUCAAAUACUGGAAAGGAAAACACCUGGUUCUAAAGAGACAGGACCUCAUUGACGACUGGAAGGCGAAGGAGACCAAACGCGGUAAUGGGAAGACCAUUGACCCCACGGCCUUAAAAUGGACGCCGCCUAAAGGGACGUAAAGGAGCUUCCUCCUUCUUCCUCCUUCGUUCACUGGCGUCCUCACAGCUGCAGCACAGUCACAUCUGACCACCGUUCAUCAUUUCUUUGGGUUCAAACAGUUUGUGUGUUGACUUAAGUGAAACAAAUAUAUUACUAUGUAAAUUUUAAAGGUUUUUAUUAUUACUAUUAUUCCUGGGGUUCACAUGGUAAAAUACUUUACAUGAAAAGGAACAGUAGGGAAAAUGUGGACAAAGUUGGACCUGGAUUUUA